GCACACAAACAACACAAUGGGAUAGAGAAUGACAAUGGAAUAUUCCUCCAUAUUCAUAUUACUCAGGAAACUCCACUGGACCCAAUUGAAUUUCACAGUCGCAACUAAAGGUGAGCAUUAAUUGGCUCCGUAUGCCUCUUAUGGGUCCCAACAUUGAGGAGUGUCAUGGGCCAUGGCAAAAUCUAGAAAAGGGUGAGUCCGUGUUGAGAGACCCAGUGGAAGUGGAAAAGGGUUGUUAAUAAUUAUUCGCUCAGGUAACGUGGAAGCGUGUCUCUUUCCUCGCCUUUCCCAAUUCCCCUCUUCUCUAUCUUCUUAAUUUAUACUUGUCUCUUUCUCUUCCGUUCCUCUCCUUAUAUCAAAUACUCCACUCUACUGGGCUUCACACCAGACUACACUGUCCGUCUUCUUUUUCAUUAUUUUCCGGAUAGAUGGCUUCGAUGGCUGUUUCUGCUUCUGCUUGUCUUCGUCCCAGUAUUCCUUCUCCUCUACUACUCCCCCCUACUGCAUUUUCAAAUUCCACACCAUUCCCGAAGAGCCACGCCGAGUCCUACUUCCCUUUGACAUUGGCCCCUGCUCUUGCAACAACAACAAAAAGACCUCUUCUUUUUUCUCCUUUUGUGAUGAAGCACAAAACCUGUGAAGUUGUUGUUGUUGAUAAGGCAGAUAGGAAAGAAGAAGAAGAAGACGAAGAAGAACCCAGUGAUACCUUUUUGUAUUCCUUUACUCCUUUGCCUCUGAUGUUUUUGGCUGCUCUCCCUGGAGGUGGGACAGUGAGAUCUUUAUUUGGGCCUUUCGUUGAGCUUGUUAAAUCGUGGAAUCUUCCUGACUGGCUUGUGCAUUGGGGUCACCCCGGAAACAUGGCUGUCGUGCUGUUUGCGAUGGGUGGCUAUGGAACUUAUUUGGGUUUCCGCAUACGUUUUUCUGAUGAUGUAGAGGAGAAAGCUAAGGCCAAAGACUUGCACCCAAAACUUCUAGGUGGGAUGUUUUUCUUCUUUGCUCUUGGAGCUACUGGCGGAAUAACAUCUCUUCUCACUUCAGACAAACCCAUUUUUGAGAGUCCACAUGCUUUAACAGGUUUCAUUGGCCUUGCUCUCUUGACCCUUCAAACUAUUUUACCAUCAUUGUUUGAGGGAAAUCCAGGAUUACGAAAUGUUCAUGGGAUUUUGGGCAGUGGGAUCAUGACUCUGUUUCUUGUCCAUGCUGCCCUUGGACUUCAACUUGGCCUCAGUUACUGAUCAUCAUCAUCUUCUUCAACUUGACCUUAAUUUUUUUCCCAACUUGGCCUUAUUUUUUUCCUUCUAGAACUUGGGAAAAAAAUUAAGUGGUUAUUAGACAAUUUAUUUUUACAUAGCUAAUUUUUUACUCUCAUAAAACUUGAUCGAUAUAAUUUUAAAUGAUUGAUGUUAUUUAAUAUUUUAAUUUUUUUUUAUUAUAAUUUUUGUAAUGUGUCAAAAGUUUACGGAAAGAUAGAUAGUGCAAGACCAUUUGAUUUUA
Molecule: messenger RNA, 1494 nt
Organism: Ziziphus jujuba (common jujube)
Lineage: Eukaryota; Viridiplantae; Streptophyta; Magnoliopsida; Rosales; Rhamnaceae
Exons: 6
Coding region: 429-1235 (268 amino acids)
Biological process (GO): respiratory electron transport chain
Cellular component (GO): membrane
Source: RefSeq, a predicted model, not a curated record